This is a messenger RNA of Zerene cesonia (dogface butterfly), 1545 nucleotides long. RefSeq names its product isocitrate dehydrogenase [NAD] subunit gamma, mitochondrial-like (gene Idh3g). Bases 81 to 1247 code for a protein of 388 amino acids. The transcript has 7 exons. Lineage: Eukaryota; Metazoa; Arthropoda; Insecta; Lepidoptera; Pieridae. Gene Ontology annotation, biological process: isocitrate metabolic process; tricarboxylic acid cycle. Gene Ontology annotation, cellular component: mitochondrion. The record is from RefSeq and is a predicted model, not a curated record.
UUUCGUCUUCCUCUUCCUGCGAUUAUUUAACAAGUACCUAGUCUGGGAUUUUACUGAAUCUUUUAUUUAUUUAAAACAGAAUGGCGCUACGUUUAUUAUCUAAAGUUAAAGUGAUCCCAGAGCUGCGAAAUGCUGCUUUUGUCAGUUCCGCAGCGGCGCCAGCUGAACUAUCGGAUUUUGAUAUGCAACAUAAGACUCCAGUUAUCAGAAAGCAAAAACUGAUCCCCAAAGCUCAGUACGGAGGUCGUCAUGCUGUUACCAUGCUUCCAGGAGGAGGAAUUGGACCUGAGUGUAUGGGUUACGUCAGAGAUAUUUUCAAAUACAUUGGUGCCCCAGUAGACUUUGAAGUUGUUGAUAUUGAUCCAACAGUAGACAAUGAUGAUGAUGUACAAUACGCUAUUACUACGAUCAAAAGAAAUGGUGUCGGAUUGAAGGGCAACAUUGAGACGAAGAGCGAAGCGGCGUACGUAACAUCGCGCAACGUAGCGCUCCGCAAUGAAUUGGACAUGUAUGCUUAUGUGUUAAACUGCAAGUCAUUCGCCGGUGUGCCGACCAGGCAUAAGGAUAUCGACAUUGUUAUUAUUAGACAAAACACAGAAGGCGAAUACGCCAUGUUGGAGCACGAAUCUGUGCGCGGUGUGAUCGAAUCCAUGAAGGUUGUAACGGCUAGCAACUCUGAGCGGGUUGCCAGGUUCGCGUUCGAAUUCGCUAAGAGGAAUGGCAGGAAGAAGGUGACCACAGUACACAAAGCGAACAUAAUGAAGUUAUCCGAUGGAUUAUUCUUGGAGACAUCGCGGCGUAUGGCCAAGGAGUACCCAGACAUUGAGCACAAUGACAUGAUCAUAGACAACUGCUGCAUGCAGCUUGUUGCGAGACCGCACCAGUUCGACGUGAUGCUGAUGACGAAUCUCUAUGGCUCGAUCGUGUCCAACGUGGUGUGCGGGCUGCUGGGCGGCGCCGGCCUCCUCUCCGGCAGGAACUAUGGCGACCAUUACGCCGUCUUCGAGCCCGGCACCAGGAACACGGGCACGGCCAUCGCCGGUAAGAACAUCGCGAACCCCAUAGCCAUGAUAAACGCUUCCAUCGACAUGCUGGAGCAUCUGGGGCAUCACUUCCAUGCGGACCUGCUGCGCAGGGCCGUGAACAAGACGGUGAACAUCGAUAGAAUCAUCACGCCCGAUGUCGGCGGCAACAACUCCUCGUCGGAAGUCGUCGACUCGAUCAUAGGUAACAUCGGCAGGUGCUAAUUGUAUGGAGGGUAGUUGCACACGUUCCGAAAACCGUAUCAAAUCUAUCAUAUACAGGUUAUACAUGGAUGUUGGAUUUUAAAAUGGCAAAAAGGCAUUUUAAAACGUUUAUUAGCCGCGUUAUAUCUCUCACUCUCACGCACAAAACAAUUGCGUCUCCUAUAUUCUCGUCCUGCCCGUCGGCACGAGUCCGGCAAUUACCUGAUUUGUAUUGCGAGUGUGUUAAAAAGCAGCCCCAAAGUAAAUAACAAGUCAAGACGUGGCUCAAGGAUUAUCGAGUGUCUUUUUUAUCCUAGGA